AUGGCGCGCAAUGGCGUCACAUAUUCCUUGUUCAGAGGGGCCAUGGACCCAUCGGACCCGGACCAUGUGACGGAAGAGGUGGACGGUAAGAGAAUAGGACUUGGGUUAGAUGGUGGUACCGGACAAAGACUUCGUACACGCAGAAAUAGGCUCUCGAAGGCGGCGCAAAAUGGCUCGACGGCUGAUGUGGUUUUUGCACGAACCGACUUCGAGGACCUUCGAGCCUCUGUCCAGCAGCUAGGGGAACAGAUGAACACUAUGGCGGAUGCACUGCGCCAGGUGCUUGGAGCAGGUACCACCGCUACAAUACCUAUCACACUUGAUCUGCCAAUCACGGACAGCCACGAGAAACCGGCGAUCCGUGAAAGAAUGAAGAAACAAAAAGUGACGCCAGAUGUCGUUUACUCAGCCGAGGUGUAUCCUCACGAUGCUUCUCAUCACUCGAAGAUCAGGACACCAAAAAUGAUCAAAAGCAUAUCACCACUUCGUGCCAGGCAGAGUCGUAAACACGAGAAGCGGACGAAGCAACUGGAAGAUGCCUAUGCUACUGGUGAUUUGCCUGUGUUUGAAGUCCACAAGUACGUCUCCGGUGCGAAACGCAGGCGCUUUGGAUCACGUGUCGUGGGCGUUACCAGAAGUAGCUCGAGCAGCUCGGACACCGAUCUAAGUCCCUACAGGGAUCGUUUCGAUGACAUUUUAGAACCUUAUGCCAAAAAUUUCGACGGCCCGUUCGAGAUCGUGCAAGAGGCGGGAACACUUCUCCGUAUAUACUCACCUCACAUCAUGCGAGCGAUCGAGGCGAUAGCCGGGCAUUUCCCGGGAAUUGCUCGGGACAGUCAAUCACUGGUGGUACCCGAGCCGUUUUGUGCAUUGUUGUACUUUCGUGAUGAGCUAAUGACGGGGGAGCCCGUCGAUCUGGCCUGCCAAGAUCAUCACCGAAUGGAAAAUGGCGACCAUGAUUCAGACGCGUCGGAUUCGGACGCCCCGUCCUCGGAAGAUGAGGUGCAGACACGUGAAGAUGCAAUCUCUCAUAUGAAGAUUUUGUACUCUUUCAUCGACGCCCAGUGUCUCUCAGAUAUGCAACGUGAGAAGUCACGGUGGCAGCGUGAGAUCCCGGUGUGCACCUUCGAAUGGUUAUGGCUAUUGUUUCCCCCACAAGAGCUAGUGUAUGAGGGACGGUCCGCCGGGACGAUAGAGAUGCAAGCAUAUCAAGUCAAGAGCUUCUCUCUUGAAGGACCGUUCAAAUACGACGAUGACGACAAGCCGGUCGUGAAUCCAAAGCGUUUGAGACCCAUAGAUAAGUUGUCCACGGGUCACUCGAUCAAAAGAGUGAACAUCCGUGUGACUUAUCGUACCCACGACGGCCGCAAAGCCACGCUGAGAUCGAAACUCUUUGUGGUCUAUCCUUUCAAGGGCGAAAAGUGUAUCCACGACCUCGAGAUCUAUCCAUCCAAAUUUCUGAAGGACCCAGACGGAAGUACUCGAGAUCGGCUAAUUCAGCGUGGCCGCCGAUACCAAAGCUUAGCAUCACGAGGCCAGUUUGACUAUCAUGGUGAGACCUUUUCUGGUGUUCGCCGCCGUUUAGAUACGAGAAUCAUCGUCGAUUCGGAGACGUACUUCUACGCGCACAAAGCAACCAACGUAGAACCGAAGACCGGGCAAGAAGACUCCUCGCUCGACUCGCGAGGCCGACCAUUCCCGGAACCGAUAGAUGCAGAUCGGGAUUACGAGGACAGUUAUUCGGAUGAUAUUUAUAGAUACCCUGGUCGAAAGCCGGAUCGGUGGCGCGGCAGGGCAACUAAAAGCUUCCAGUCUACAGCAACAUCAAAGAGAUUAAAGUUGUCCGCUACAGAGGAACUCCCCGAUGAGCAGUACAUCAUAUGUCCGCCCACCAUUCAAGCCUACAUUUUGAAAGAACGUCUUUGGGAACUCCUCGCGGUAGAAUCGAUAUCCGAAUGUGUCUACAACGAGCGCCUUCUCGACGAACUACAAAUAUCAAACGAAGCUCGUCGCCUAGUUCAAGCAUUGUCUCACAAUUACGCAAUCACGUCCAAAAGCUCGGAUGCCCCGGAACACGCAAAGGAAGACCAACAAGGCCCGUGGAGCUCGGAUUUUGUACCGAAUAAAGGAGGAGGCCAGAUCAUCCUCCUUCACGGUAAGCCUGGCGUAGGAAAAACCACCACCGCCGAAUGCAUAGCGGAGCUCAGUCAUCGGCCUCUACUUACAAUCACCUGCGGAGAUCUUGGAACAUAUGCUUACGAUAUUCAACGGGGGCUUGAACGCUGGCUCCACCUCGGAACGCUCUGGAAUGGUGUUCUCCUUUUCGAUGAAGCUGAUGUAUUCCUGGAAUCGCGCACUCACGGGGAUAUCGAGCGCAAUAGCAUUGUUUCUGUCUUCUUGAGAGCGAUCGAGUAUCACACGGGCCUCAUGUUCUUGACCACGAAUCGCAUUGGCAGCUUCGAUGAGGCCGUCUUGUCACGUAUCCAUGCUGUCUUGCAUCUACCGAACCUGACCACGGAUAAUCGCCGGGAAAUCUGGGAUACCAGCUUCAGGAAGCUUGCGGAAGAAAGACCAAACAUCAAGGUUGAUUUCACACUGAUGAACUAUGCCUACAAUGACGAAAAUAUUCGCCAAUUGAACUGGAAUGGGAGAGAAAUCCGAAAUGCUUUCAAUACCAUGAUAGCGCUCGCCGAAUGGGAUGCGCAGCAUAACGACAAGUACACGAAGGAGGGAAAGGUGCUGGUUACUAGACUUCAUCUGGAAGAGGUCGCCACCAUGAGCGGAACGUUCAAGCGCUACUUGGAGGAACUGAGAGGUAUGACGGAUGACGACCAUAUGAGAAGUCAGGGUAUUAGAGGUACAUGA
This is a messenger RNA of Rhinocladiella mackenziei CBS 650.93, 2865 nucleotides long. RefSeq lists its product as uncharacterized. The record is from RefSeq and is a predicted model, not a curated record. The transcript is spliced from 2 exons. Gene Ontology annotation, molecular function: ATP hydrolysis activity; ATP binding. Lineage: Eukaryota; Fungi; Ascomycota; Eurotiomycetes; Chaetothyriales; Herpotrichiellaceae. Bases 1 to 2865 code for a protein of 954 amino acids.